GUAAUAUGUGAGCUUGUAUACACACUGUAAUAAAUAUACCAUUGAUUUAGAUUAAAAUGUUACCGUACCCACCUUCGGGGUGACGUGUCCCUUCGAGCAUGGCAUCUCUUAUCAUACGGUCUCCCGCCUCGCCUGCUCCGCCCCCCCCCCCCCCCCGCCAGCGACCCGCUCCUCUCCCAACCCAGGCUCUUGGGUGUCAGAUCACCACUAAAUGUUACAUGAUUCCCUCAUCUGCGUGUGACUCUAUCAUACUUCCUUACCCUGCAUGCACUGCUUCUUCCCUCUUGGCAUACACUGCCCGUUGUGUUGCAUGUUGUCCAAGCAAUCAGCACCAAGUAAGUCCACCCAUUUGGUCCCAAAUGGCGACACCGACUCAACACCACGCCUCUCCCGCGGCGUGUUAAGUGCUCUAGAUCGGGUUGGGGGGCUCCAUGGCCGUCCGGUGAUGUCCCAGACGAUGCGGCACCGCUGGCUGCUGCUCGGGGCCUGCGGCUGGGUCCUUCUUAUCCUCAUGUUCGCCAGCAAGUUCAUCUCCUUCAGGACCACCGACGACUAUGGGGAGAAGUCGAUUGCACAGAGUGGGACACUGCCAGUGCCCGUACUGGGAAACAAGGUGGUCGUGGCGACCCCUCUGCCUGGUCCAGAAGUGCCUGCUGUGAGUGUAACAACCAAUCUGCCUUCGCCGUUGCCCUCGGCGACCGACUGGCUGGACGUGUCGGAGAAGCGUCUGGAGCUGCUGUCGGCGGUCUGCAAGAACGCCAGCGGCAAGACGCGCGACCCCGUCAACAAGUUCGUCAUGGACCGCAUCUUCGUCUGCGACAAACACAAGAUCCUCUUCUGCCAGACCCCCAAAGUGGGCAACACCCAGUGGAAGAAGGUCCUCAUCGUGCUCAACGGCGACUACCCCACGGUGGACGAGGUUCCGGAGGACAUCGUCCACCGCCACGAUAAGAACCACCUGAGGCGCCUCUCGUCCUUCACGCCGUCGGAGAUCAGUGAGAGGCUCCGCCUCUACUUCAAGUUCCUGAUCGUGCGGGACCCCUUCGAGCGGCUCAUCUCGGCCUUCAAGGACAAGUUCGUGGAGAACCCGCGCUUCGAGCCCUGGUACAAGACGGAGAUCGCGCCCGCCAUCAUCCGCCGCUACCGCCGCGACCGGCGCGUGGCCGCCGGCGCCACCGCGCCCGCCGCCGGCCUGCGCUUCCGCGAGUUCGUCCGCUACCUCGGCGACACGGACGGCCGCCGGCGCCACCUGGACUACGAGUUCGGCGAGGCGGUGAUCCACUGGGCCACGUACUCGGAGCUGUGCGCGCCCUGCCAGAUCGGCUACAGCGCCGUGGGCCACCACGAGACGCUGGAGCGCGACGUCCCCCACAUCCUGCGGGGGGCCGGCGUGGAGGCCCUGGUGGAGUACCCGGCCAUCCCGCCCGGGAUCACGCGCUACAACCGCACCAAGGUGGAGCAGUACUUUGCGGGCGUCAGCGGCGCCGAGGUGCGGAAGCUGUACGCGCGCUACCAGGGGGACUUCCUGCUGUUUGGGUACCCGCCGCCGAACUUCCUGUGGAGCUGAGGACGAACGCCAUCUUUGUCUCCCCCACCCCCCCCCCCCUCCCCUCCUCGUCUCUCCUCCCUCCCCCCUUAUGUCAACGUAACCCGACUCUCUAACGUGACACUGGGACCCCUGUGACGCAGCGGUCACAUGACUAACACGGUGCCAUGAAGCAGGACGUCCGUUCGCCCCGGUACUCCCUGAGGCUUCCCCCGGGGGUCAUAGGUCAAAGGUCAAAGCAGGUGGCCAUGUUUGCUACACCCGUCGCCCUCCGUGUGUGCUCUGACUCCUCCACCUACUCCUUGAGACGCCCGGAGAGUCACGCCGCCGGUUCCUUAACGACGGAGAGCAGGACAACCAACCAACGGGCCUGGCUGUUUACAUCGCCACGGCAACAGGAGGAGGCGGGACUUUUAGCAUGUGCAGCUGAAUGUACAUUGUAGCCGACGUUUAAUUUAUUAAGUCUUUGCUAAAAAAAAAAUAUAUAUAGGAAAUUGUCGCUCAGUCGACGCUACAUUUCAAAUGUAUUUAUUAUUACCUUUUGUUGACAGGGUAGAGGAUCGGAGCAACGCCUGGACUCUGAUUGGCUGAGCUGGGAGUAGGACUCUCAUGUUGUUUAUUUAUGCUUGGGGGGGGGGGGGGGGGGGGGGGGGGGUGCAAUGUGCCAUGCACACACUUAACGGUAGCAAAUACGUUGGCAAAUAAAUCGAAGGUUUAAUGUAGGAUAUUACUUUUUUUAUUAACAAAGUGAGAUGGUUUUACAGGUGUCUCACUUUUGUUUUUUUUAUUAGACUCAUUUGUUUUAAGUAUCUCAUGCCUAACGUUACUUGUAUUUAAGAUUUUUUGUGUUCUCCGACCAUGAAACCAUACUGCCUCUGAAUGACCUCUUUGCGACCUUUUAUGUCAAGGUUGGUCACAAAUAAUAUACAGGCUAAGUAAUAAAGUCAUAUUAAACAGCU
This is a messenger RNA of Gadus morhua (Atlantic cod), 2505 nucleotides long. RefSeq names its product carbohydrate sulfotransferase 10. Gene Ontology annotation, cellular component: membrane. Gene Ontology annotation, molecular function: sulfotransferase activity. Bases 266 to 1567 code for a protein of 433 amino acids. NCBI's taxonomy places the organism in Eukaryota, Metazoa, Chordata, Actinopteri, Gadiformes, Gadidae. The transcript is spliced from 5 exons. Gene Ontology annotation, biological process: proteoglycan biosynthetic process; carbohydrate biosynthetic process. The record is from RefSeq and is a predicted model, not a curated record.